This is a messenger RNA of Mastomys coucha (southern multimammate mouse), 1995 nucleotides long. Its product is annotated as male-specific lethal 3 homolog. Bases 285 to 1400 code for a protein of 371 amino acids. The record is from RefSeq and is a predicted model, not a curated record. Lineage: Eukaryota; Metazoa; Chordata; Mammalia; Rodentia; Muridae. Gene Ontology annotation, cellular component: NuA4 histone acetyltransferase complex; nucleus; MSL complex. Gene Ontology annotation, biological process: chromatin organization; regulation of DNA-templated transcription. The transcript has a single exon.
AAGUGCUCUGCUUCCAGCUUGACCACUGCCGUGGGCGCGAGUGCUGUGCAGCGCUGAGAUCAUCAUAUGGGUGCUGGGGAAGAAAACUGGCAGAAAGUUCCAGACGCUCCGGAUCUGUUUGAAUGGCUGAGAUGGGAGGUGACAGCCUGAAAACUCUGGCUCUGUGAAGUCUCAUGAAGUCUCAGGUUACAGUGUGAACCAGCCAGGAAAGCAGCCGCCCGCCGGAGCCCGAGGAGCCUCAGGCCGGAGGGGCGAGCGAGCGCGGCGGGUUGCUGGAGACGACCAUGGCCACGCUCGGCUGCGCACCUAAGGACGACGGUGAGGGGAAAGAUGAGGGAGGGAACGAUCGAGGUGAUGGCGACCCAAAGCCUAAAGGCAAGAAAGAAGUGGAGCCACACGCGAGACGGGAAGCGGACGAGCGGGCCGUGCGCAUCCCCAUCCCGGAAGUGCUCCAGCAACGGCUGGCGGACGACUGUUACUACAUCAACCGCAGGCGGCGGUUGGUGAGGCUGCCUUGCCAGACCAACGUGGGCGCCAUCCUCGAGUGCUACGUGCGCCACUUCUCGGCGAGUGCGCUGGCCACGGGGGACCGCCGGCCGCAGCCCCAGCGCGCGGCGCCCGAGAGGAGCGUGGGCCUGUGCCGGGAGAUGGCGGACGGGCUGCGCAUCACCUUCGACCACGCGCUCCCCUUGGUGCUGCUCUACCCUCAGGAACAGGCCCAGUACGAAAUGGUCACCUCCUCCACCUUUUUCUUCCCCACCGAGGAGCGAGCCAGCGACGCGGGCAGGAGCCAGGAGGCGCCCUGGCCCGGCCCGUCUCCCCCGCAGCCUUCGGAGAGCCCGGCCGUGGCGGGGCCGGCCGCCCCCAAGAGGCGCAGGGCGGAGGCCGAGGCCACGCGGGCUCCCAGGCGGUCCACCCGCCACAGCACCCACUGCCACUGGCAGGCGGAGGACCGGGCCUCGCCGCAGGCCAAGCGCAGUGUACCCAAGCUGUUCCCGCACUUGCAGAAGACACCUGUGCACAGCGCAGCACCUUCCCCCAUCGCUCUGACUCCCGGGAAGGAAGGGAGUGCCAUGUUUGCUGGCUUUGAAGGGACAACUGAGGAAAUAAAUGAGAUCCUCUCCUGGAAGCUGGUGCCGGACAACUACCCUCCGGGGCACCAACCACCUCCUCCCUCCUACAUUUAUGGCGCACAGCAUUUACUGCGACUGUUUGUCAAACUUCCAGAGAUUCUUGGGAAGAUGUCCUUCUCUGAGAAGAAUCUGAAGGCACUACUGAAGCACUUGGAUCUCUUUCUGAGGUUCCUAGCAGAAUACCAGGCUGACUUCUUCCUGGAGUCCGCUUAUGUCUCUGCCUGUGAGGCGCACUAUAGCAGCAAGAACCCCAGGACAAUCUGUUAAGGUUUAUGUCUCUGUAAGCAUAGCAGUUCCACCUGGCUUUGUGUUCUGUGUUCUAGGUUGGCCCACCUUGGGGGAGUGGGGGCUCUGAGAGGGGGCAAGCUUGGGUAUUUGAGUUCCUCACAUACUGAAGUUAUUUUUGUUAACAAUUACUUCCUGUGCUUUGUUUUGUUGUCUUGCCUGUAGAGAGGUAAAGUUGCUUAAUUAGUUAAUUUAUAAAAACACAUGCCAUUGCACAGGCUGCAGGUGACAGCAGGAAGCAGCCGCUCCUGUGUUGAGAGGGAACAUUCAUGAGACUAUACAUAGGUUCUGCUGUCUGGUAGACAUCACAAGAGGUUGUUAACAAGAAUUAUGUUGUUUAGUUUUCUUAGCAUCAAGCAAAAUGUUUUUGAAGACUCUUCUAAUGCGAUGGGAUUGGAGGACUCUGUUCAGCAUAUAUGAGUUCCUAUUUAGACACGUGGCAAUCUCAAAUUAUAUCGGGGAAAACAAACAUUGACAGCAAAAGAGAAUUUGCAGCUAUAGAAUUUGUAAAAUUCCCUACCUGUGAAACAUUAUCUUUGGUUAUCUAAAUAAAGCAUUUUUGUCUGACAAAAUUAUA